Papilio xuthus (Asian swallowtail) is the source of this 707-nucleotide messenger RNA. Lineage: Eukaryota; Metazoa; Arthropoda; Insecta; Lepidoptera; Papilionidae. The record is from RefSeq and is a predicted model, not a curated record.
UAGGAAAUUCUUGUGGUCUAUGGUCGUCGGUAGCCAUUUGUUAUCCUAAAAGUCUCUGAAACACAUCAAUUCAAAAUGCUGAAAUCAGCCUCUGGAUCUCUGAUAAACGUCCUGAAAAGGUCCAUAAUCCCGGCAGUGAGGACCAGUGCUGCAAUUCCAGUGAGGUGGUCUCACGAUGGUCCGGUUGAAUCCGAUGAAGAAUUUGAUAACAGAUAUGAAGCCUUCUUCAACAGGAAAGACAUUGACGGCUGGGAAAUCCGCCAGGGCAUGAAUGACUUGUGCGGUAUGGAUCUUGUCCCGGACCCUAAGAUCAUCAGGGCUGCUCUGCAUGCUUGCAGAAGAGUGAAUGACUAUGCUUUGGCUGUCAGGUUCAUUGAAGCUUGCAAAAACAAAUGUGGACCCAAAGUGAAUGAAAUCUACCCCUACAUCAUCCAAGAAAUCAAACCAACAUUGACAGAGCUUGGUAUUGAGACUCCAGAGGAACUGGGCUAUGACAAACCAGAGUUAGCGCUGGAGAGUGUUUAUGAUGUAUAAGGCUACCGGUGGUUAUCAUGUUAAGCUGUAGAAGAAUGUGUAUUAUAGAUUUGUCUUUAACUUUAUUUUAUUGAAUUGUGCGAAACACAUCUGCCUUAGCAAAUGUUUUUUAGGUUCACCAUUUAAUAAUCAACCAGCUUUUAUCUAAUGUAUUAAAACAUUAGAAGGAGAAA